This is a messenger RNA of Seriola dumerili (greater amberjack), 2411 nucleotides long. RefSeq names its product TERF2 interacting protein (gene terf2ip). Gene Ontology annotation, cellular component: shelterin complex. The transcript is spliced from 9 exons. Gene Ontology annotation, molecular function: telomeric repeat DNA binding. NCBI's taxonomy places the organism in Eukaryota, Metazoa, Chordata, Actinopteri, Carangiformes, Carangidae. Gene Ontology annotation, biological process: regulation of DNA-templated transcription; telomere maintenance via telomere lengthening. The coding region runs from base 78 to 2081 and encodes 667 amino acids. The record is from RefSeq and is a predicted model, not a curated record.
GGGAAAGCUUACUAUACAUUUUACAUUCAGUGCCUAAUAUUACCUAAUCGGGCUUUUUUAGGUGAGACAUUCUGAUCAUGCCGUUCAAAGAGGAGGAUGUGGCCAAAUCUAAUAUCUCCUCAGUUCUCUUCAAGACUGCGGAAGGUGAACCCAUGUCUUUCUUCCUCCGACCGGGUCUUGUCAAAAGCAAGCUCCAGCCACUCAUCACAUCUGGAGGAGGGAUGUUGUGCAGUGUCCAGCAGCCAGGUGCAAUCCUGCUGAUUGACCCAGAGGAAAGAGGCUCUCUCCGUGAAACCACUGCUCACUGGUACGUGUCCACCCAGUACAUUUACGACUGUAUCGAGAAGGAGGAACGGUUAAAUAUAGAGGACUACAGGUUAAGUCCUGAAGAGGUCCCAAGACAUUCAGGCAGACUGUUUAACAACUACAAAGAGUGCUUUUUAAAAGUUUUAGGAGGCAGGGCUGCCUACACCCCUGAAGAGGAUGCAGCCAUUUUGAAUUAUGUCAGCAACCACAAGAGCGAGACGGGGGGAAACCGGCUCUGGCAAGCGAUGGAGAAGCAGUGUGUGACCAGUCACAGCUGGCAGUCAAUGAAAUAUCGUUAUAAAGUACAACUGGCUAAGAAAAAUCCUGAGGUUGAGAAGGUGAAAACAGCAGAGGAAGAGAUCAAGGAGGCGGGAAGUCAAGAGACAGAUGUUCAGAAACCUCCCAGUGAAGAUGCUGCUUCUCCUCAGACACAUUCAGCAGCAACAGACCUAACACAGAUAGAUACCCAGCUCUUACCAGCUGAAAGUACACAACCAGAAAAUGUAGAGGCUGAGACAUCAAACUCCCCCCAACCUGGAGAACCUUGUUUGGACCCACAGACAGAUGCCCACCCCAUUCCAGCUGAGAGCACAGAGCCAGCAACAGCAGAGCCGCAAACAACGGCCUCUCCACAGAAAGAAAGUGCGCCAGAGGACUCUCUGCAGUCCCUGCCAAACACUCCAACUCCAAAAAAUAGAAAGCAGCCAAAGCAGAGGGCCUCCCCCGAGCUGCAACAACCGCAGCGCCGAUUGACACGUAGGCACCUUGAGCUCGAGAUGUCGUCAUCGCCUAAACCUUACAGCAAGAAACUCAGAUCAUCGUCGACCUCUCCCAAAAAGCUGUCAUCAUCUCCCCAGCCCGUAAACAACACUAAAUCAGCUGUUAAGCUUGCUGCUCAAAAACACACAGCAACAGACCCGCCACCUUCAAAGAGAGCCAGAGGCAAGAGUGUGGCACCGGUGGCAGAGAGUCGACAAGAGGAGAGUGAAGAAGCUGCUGUCUCUGAAAUACAGCAAACAGAUGAAGAAUCUACGUCAUCGCCACAGAAAGUAGAGACGAAAAAAGAAAAGAGAAAGUUGGGGAUUCUGGAGUUGGCUACAAAGGAGUUUGAAGAUGAAAGUGAGUCUGCUGAGGACGAAGCUCCAGAUCUCCGAAACCCAGCUGAAACCGCGGCGAUACAGCCCACAUCAACAGAACCCCUGUCUUCAGUCACAGCCGCAGAUCCUGUCUCCACACAGUCUAACCCUGAACCUGGACCCAGCCUUCAGGGGAAAGCACAACAGACCCAGUCCCCCAGCAGUAACCGUGUACCAGAAACAGGGUGCCCUGAACCUGCAGCUUCUGAGGCCGUCCACGCAGCCUCCAGGCCCCACCUGUUCAUAUUUGACAGAGAAUCACAGGAGGAAGACUCUCAGUCCCUUGUCGGUAACAGUGCCGCAGCUCCGUCCGAACCGCAGCCACCAGUGAACAACGACGCUGCACUUUCUCUGACUCAGGUCGAGUUAGAGGAGGACAUGCAGCAAAUCAGAGAGCUGAUGAACCGGACAAACCAGGACUUAGCUAGCGUGACCAAAGCCCUGUUGAAGACCAGCGGAGACUUCUCCGCUGCGCUGGAUCUGCUUUUAGAUCCGUCCUCCAUUUCUGGACCAUUUUGGAAUCGACGUGAUGACAGUCUUUUGCUCUCUGCUGAUCCUGUUGUUCUCCUGCACCUGCAGGAGAAAUACAGUGAGGAGGAAGUGGCCAAAAGAAUAGUGUUUCUUGAGGUGGAGAGAUGAGAGAGGGGAUCUAGACGUAUGGAGCAUACACACCAACAUUAUUACAUCAAAGAACUCGUGUUGCUAGUUAGCUGAUAUUCAUUAUAGUUUGAAUUGCCACGUCCGCUGUCUGUUUCUUCAUUAGCGUCCCAGAUUCUUUCAACAUGAAAACUACAGAUUGUGUGGCCCUCACUUCAUUGCAGCUUAGUCUGACAAACUUUGAAGGAAUAAAAUCAUAGACUUUUGAGUGACAUAGCGGCUAUUGUGCCAUGCUCUGUUCAGAUGUUUGGGGACAGAAUCUUUUAAUGCAUUUUAGCAUGAAAAUAUUUUGUCAUUUUUUAAAUGUUUUUC